UAGGCAGGACCCCUCCUACGUGAAGCCGCAGUCGGACUCGAACUCCGAACCCAUCGCGUUUACAACGUUACAACAAUAUACGGUUUCAAAAGUUGUGCACCGCAUCACACUCAGUAACAUAACAUAACAUAACAUAACAUAACAUAACAUAUAAGGUCCAUUUUUCCACUCCGGUUAAGAGUGAUUUUUCGACAAUCAUUUGUUUUUCGCCCGACAUCAAAAAAUCCCUCCCGGUGUUUUUGUUAUUUUGUUUUUAUUCUUGUUGUUGUUAUUUGUUAAUUUUUACCAAUUAUUAUUUUCACACUCUCCUCUCGUCUCUGCUUCGUGUGUGAAAAGUGAAAUUAACAAAACAAAAAAAAAGGAACAAAAAAACUGAUUGUGACAAAAGUGCAACAUCCACCUUGCCAGUGACAACAGAAAAUCGAUCACGAAUGGUGAGGGACUAGAGACUUGAAUUAAAAAACGUAAUUAACGGCGGUACUUAAAACAGCGAUGAAGCUUAUUCGGCUGAUAGGAUUUUUAAUAACGAUAUGUGGAUGUUUGGCACUGCCACCGUCGCAAUCGACGAGCAGAGUUCCAGUGAGGGCGAAACAGACAACGCUAAUAUCAACUAAUACGGGAACGUCAACCACGACAGCGAUUAUGAGUAAUGUUUCAACUGAAGCUAGAGUAAAAACUUCGGCAUCGACGAGUGCCACAACGGCCACGAAAAAACCAAUCUCUGUUAAGGAAGCAACCGUCACGCCACCUACUUCCGCGAAAGAAACCCGUGAAUCACCUGGAAAAAUUCGACCGCAAAUCAAACUGACCACCAAUUACACCAGCGCUAGCGAGACGGGUGUUCGACUGCCAGAAGGUGCUAGUGCCGCUUUAGCAAAACCAACCAAGUAUCAUUAUUAUCCACACAAUCAACAUAUUUAUCUACUGCCAGAAUGUGCAGUACAACAAGUUUGCAAUGCUGUUUAUGUGAGGUUGAAUUUUACCCAACCUUUGUGUGCUUGUCCGGGACGUUACCGAGAUCCAUGCAGUGCAUCACUUGACAGUGACGAUUUGCAUACUACUGAAUUGGUCACCGAUCCACGAACCAAGGCGUUGACUUUGGUGAAGACGUGCGAGCCCGUUGCUGAAAUGCGAGAAUGCAGAGCCCCAAGGGACUGGUCGUUACUUGCAUUACAAAAUGUCAGGACCGGAAAGUCGCAUUAUCUUGUGAUAUGUCGAUGUCCCGACACGAACAUACUCGAGGGACCAAUGAGCCACGAUCAACCAACUUAUGCAAGUGUACCGGGAAUUCGAGUCUAUGGAAUGAUGUGCGUUCAAGGGAUCAGAAGAGGACGUCCAUUGCGACACAUACGCAGUCUUUUAGGUUUAUUAGAUAAACAUGAAUUAGUCGAAGAGAGGGAAGCGAGAGCAACAUUCCCUUGGCAUAUGGUUCCAGAACUAAUGGAAACAGCAAAUUGGGACUAAUUUUCGCUAAAGUAUAACUAAUUGCCGCCGAUAAAAUGGCGCUAAAACUAUUUAUUUAAAGAAGAGGAGGAAAAAAAAAGAAGAAGGAAAAUCCUAGCUCGUCAUUUUUUAUUCAUCUGGAACAAUUUUUGUUUUAUUUAUAUUUAUUUUAAGCCCAGAGGACACGGCAAUCAAUUAUGCGUCAAUAUUUUAGACCGAAAUGCGUAACUUUCUCCCCUAGUUUAUUAAUAAUUAAUAAUGAAAUUUGCUUUACGAAUUAGAAUUUCGCAAAGGCUUUAGUUUAUUUUUGAGAAAAAUGACAAAACGACGCUUAAUAAUGAAUUAGCUUUAAUUUUAUACAAUAAAGACUGCAAUGCAAUAAAUUUUCUUUUAUGGGAAAUAAAUAAUAAUAAAAUUAUA
Leptopilina heterotoma is the source of this 1863-nucleotide messenger RNA. RefSeq lists its product as uncharacterized. Lineage: Eukaryota; Metazoa; Arthropoda; Insecta; Hymenoptera; Figitidae. The transcript is spliced from 6 exons. The coding region runs from base 493 to 1464 and encodes 323 amino acids. The record is from RefSeq and is a predicted model, not a curated record.